This is a messenger RNA of Dermacentor silvarum, 558 nucleotides long. RefSeq names its product neprilysin-1-like. Gene Ontology annotation, molecular function: metalloendopeptidase activity. Gene Ontology annotation, biological process: proteolysis. The transcript has 3 exons. Bases 1 to 558 code for a protein of 185 amino acids. NCBI's taxonomy places the organism in Eukaryota, Metazoa, Arthropoda, Arachnida, Ixodida, Ixodidae. The record is from RefSeq and is a predicted model, not a curated record.
AUGUCCACACACUACGUGUGGUGGCUACGCACCAAGCACGGCUAUACGCUGUACAACUCGAUACGAAAGAACCUGCGAGGCCCGCCGCUGUACGGGGAGCUGCCCCUGUUCGGCGAGCAGUCGACUGAGGCCGCCAACUACGGCGCGCUGGGCACCACCAUCGGAGAGGCCGCCAUGCGGCUGAUCGAACGAAAGUUUGUGGAUGCGAAGAAGACGGAGCUGACGGAUCGCAUGGAGUGCGUCUACACGGCAAAUCCAGAGAUGCCGCGCUCGACGAAGGAUCCCGUGUACCGGUCCGCUGCUGUCGACAUCGUGUACACCGCGUUCAAAGGCGUCGCGUCCAAGCGAAAGAAUCAGGAUCUGAGGAGUUUCGGUCGCGAGCAGACAUUCUUCCAGAUGAUGUGCUACCUGAUGUGCGAGGGCAGCUUGAGGGACGCCAAGGUGCCGGAGUGGAGCUGCAACCAAGCGGUCAAGGACAGCCACAACUUCGGCAAGGUUUUCGGUUGCCCGAUCGGGUCACCCAUGAACCCGACAUCCAAGUGUCGCUUGCUCUACUGA